UGUGUAUCCACUUUUAUUCGUCAACUUUGCUCGAUUUUAGCCCGUAGAGUUCGAGAUUUAAAAAAAAAAAAAACAUAUAAGCCGGAGCUGGCCUAUCCGAGACAGCCAUCAUGGACGUAAUGUCAUCAUCCCUGCAGCAGCAGCGCGUCGUGGUGGAGCAGCUGCGUCGCGAGGCUGCCAUCGACCGCCAGACGAUCUCGGAGUCAUGCGCUAAGAUGAUGAAGUACAUCACGGAGCACGAGCAGGAGGACUACCUGCUCACCGGGUUCACCAGCCAGAAGGUGAAUCCCUUCCGCGAGAAGUCGUCCUGCACCGUUCUCUAAGGAGGCGGUGAGGAUGGUCCGCCGUUGCCGAGGAGUCAGCGAUCGCCGGCGGACGUUUAGCUUAUUUUUAGUUUAGCAAGAUGGAUUAGGACGCAAACGUGUGUGGAGUACUACCCCAGUACCAGUAUCAACGCCACCUGGAACAAUAUAUAGUUGUGCAGAAGCCACAAAAGCUACGAUUGUCAUAAGCAAUAUCAUUACAAGAAGUUUGAAUUCCAAUUCUAAUUCCAAUUGCGAGGAAUAUAUAUAUAUAUUUGAAUCGAUAUAUCAAUGUGUACCAGCCACGUUAACAAGUAAUGUCCGAAACCAGAAACACAAACUCAAUGUCAAACCUAAAUCUAUAUCUAAAUCUAAAUCGAAGCAUUUGUUCCAAAGAUAUCAGAGUUGUUUCCUUUCCGAUGAGUAACGCAGUUAAUGUACACGAAUAUCCCAACUAUAACGACAAUUAAUGCGCUGACUAUAGCACCUACUACUCUACCUAACCCGAAAUUCUAUAUAUACAAAACUAUCAACUUAAUCCGACAUACAAAUUUAUCAAUAAACGCAAACUCAGUCGAAACGGAAAUACAUAUGUUAUAUUUUGCCUUCUUAUUUCGAGAAAUAUCUGUUGUAUUUGUUGAAAAUUGAGAAGAUAACGAACGAGGCGAGUGUAAGAAGGAAAAGUUGUAUUGAAAAUAUAAGUAUUUUGAAGCUUAUUAACCACCAGCGGGUGGAACGACACCACAAACAACAAAUGUACGAAAAUAUCUUAUUGAAUUACUUAAAAGCUUUAACACGAAGCAGAAAUGCUACCCACAACAACCAGCUAGUUGAACUUAUCGCAAUAUUUAGUGCGUUUAUUAUCCAGUUUUUCUUAGUCAAAGUAUAUAACGAACGUUGCAAUAAGCGACAAGAGCAUAUAUAAUACCAAAUAACUUCAAAAUGUAAUCAAUAUUUGUCUCUUAGCAUAGUUUCUUCAUUUUAAUUCACUACGGCGUAGCAAGCCGAUAUCCAAUUGAAUGAUAGCAAAAAGUUUCGCAAGACCAAUAACUUAUUUCAUUCCCGUAACAACACAACCAACACACAGAUGUCCUCAGAAACUCGAAAACUGUCCGUUUCUCUAGUUUGGCGAAAAUGCCGAGAAGAAUGUGUGAUUCUUCCUCCUCAAACGCAUCCAUUCUAAUCAUAUAUGUAAACGUGUUGAGCGCAAUUAAUUAAAGUGUUAUUGGCAUGAGAGAAAAGUAACCACACAAGCAAGUUAUUUUUGUACAAACUAACAUGGCAUAGGGCACCUUUGUUCGGUAUUGGAAUGAUAGACGCAAUGAUUAUCCUGUAGGGAGAGCACGCGUAUGAUAUCAGCAUACACCCACCAAGUCGUACAUACACACAUAUUGCAUCCCGAACUUACGAUUCUCGUCCCGCUGAGACGAACUGUCCAAGUCGCCAGCUCAGUGUGGAUGGGAAUGAGGAAGGUAUAGUUUAUUUGAUCGGUUCUUCCAAAAUUGCAUUUAACAAGAGUUUUUGAAUUGGCGGUGAUUUUAGUUCCUAACGUAGCAAAAUUCAGACAACGUUUACUUAGUACCAAGAAUCACACGUUUUUGGAGACGGCAUUUUCUAUUCGGAAACCUAUAUAAAAGGUUUUGAGCUCCAGUUUGCUGUCGUGAGCAAACAGCAAAAUGUGGUCCAAAGCCGCCAUUGCGAAAGGCUUUCAUGGGAGCCGCCCUAUCAAUCGAAACUGCAGUCGGUUACGGGAGUCCUCCCAGUUUCUGCUUAAACAUUCCGCAUUCAACAGUUUUCGAUCCAACGGACACUUUGCAUCCAAACUUUUUAGUUAUCCCUGAAUGUUAUUAGCCCGAGGACAGCCGAACCACCCAAUGGAGCACGGAUGGUUUGGUUUCGUCCUCAGAUGUGUCAUUUUCUAUAACUUAUCCAUAGAGGGUAAAUCGCAUUUGGAAAGGAAGGGCAUUAGAUGCACACGUACUCAAAAUCAAUCAUGGUCAUCGAAUACACUUUAACACCUUUCACUUCAAAUGAAAAGCGACAACGAGAUCGUAUUUUAUUCGAAAAUUAAUACAACUCUUUUGCGAUGCAAACGGGGACGAGUCCUCACAAAUAUUAUUGAAAUGUAUCUGCGAAUAAGCAUUUGAAAUAUUGUACUCAACAAAAUGAAUAAUCGUUUGCUUAAAUUUCAAAAAUAAAAAGCGAUAACUUACUUAGAUUCGUUAUCUAGCGGUGGCACCGGGUUCGGUGCG
Messenger RNA from Drosophila melanogaster (fruit fly), 2554 nucleotides. RefSeq names its product G protein gamma subunit 1 (gene Ggamma1). The transcript is spliced from 2 exons. Lineage: Eukaryota; Metazoa; Arthropoda; Insecta; Diptera; Drosophilidae. Bases 111 to 323 code for a protein of 70 amino acids. Gene Ontology annotation, molecular function: G-protein beta-subunit binding. Gene Ontology annotation, cellular component: heterotrimeric G-protein complex; plasma membrane. Gene Ontology annotation, biological process: G protein-coupled receptor signaling pathway. The record is from RefSeq and is marked reviewed.